AUGUCGAGGGCCUCUCGGCUGUGGAAAAAAGUACGGCAGACAAAUAAACACGAUGGUCUGUGUCUUUACGUCUAUCCCUUUUCCAUCCAGUGCAUUGUCGUCCAGCUUACGGUUGCCCUGGCCCUGCGGGGGAAACUCCGGGCCUCCCGCGACUUGGCCCAUCUAAAGUAUCGCCUGGUCAAUUUGGAGAAGAAUGAGAAUUUGCAGGAGUGGUAUCUGCUAGAAGUCAAUCCGCUCGGUCGGGUUCCCACGUUGACCGGCAAAGGGCUGCCGUCGCCAUUGACAGACUGUCUCUCGGUCAUCUACUGGGUUUGUGAACAAUGUCCAGAGUUGCUUCCUGCAAAGUAUCGCACAGAAAUAUUGCGACUGCUCACCCAAUUACACGAAAACUUUGAGGGUUACAGCAGUGCCAAUCCGGCCGUUGAAGACCUUUUAGCCAACCAUGACAUCACCCCCACCCACCGCCAGGCACUCGAGUAUAAGCGCGAAUGCCAGAGGAAGCAACGCGAGGUCGUCGCGAACAAUGUGUCUGACGGGCACAGCAUGACACAAGAAACCACCGCGUUUCUAGACGAGAUUGUCGUUCAACUCGAAAAGCAUGGUAAUGGUACCAUCUGGAUCUUCGGCGAUGUCGGCCCGACCGUGCUGGAUGCACAUGUUGUCGCCUUUGUUGCGCGGUUGACCGACAUCAGCCUGGAGGAUUUGGUUCCCCCAAUCCUGCGUGCGUAUGCCGCGACGAUAAUGGGUCUGCCAGAAUGGCAGCAGGUAAUGAAGGGGCGGCCGACCGUGUGGGACCCAUUGCUGGAGCCUGUCGAUGAGCUGCCCAAUUGA
Messenger RNA from Aspergillus calidoustus, 831 nucleotides. The record is from the annotation of a GenBank genome assembly. Lineage: Eukaryota; Fungi; Ascomycota; Eurotiomycetes; Eurotiales; Aspergillaceae.